Molecule: messenger RNA, 2601 nt
Organism: Lutra lutra (Eurasian river otter)
Lineage: Eukaryota; Metazoa; Chordata; Mammalia; Carnivora; Mustelidae
Gene: NFE2
Product: nuclear factor, erythroid 2
Exons: 3
Coding region: 670-1791 (373 amino acids)
Biological process (GO): regulation of transcription by RNA polymerase II
Cellular component (GO): nucleus
Molecular function (GO): RNA polymerase II cis-regulatory region sequence-specific DNA binding; DNA-binding transcription factor activity, RNA polymerase II-specific
Source: RefSeq, a predicted model, not a curated record
UGGUACAUGUUGGUAGGGAGGAAGAGGGCUGUGUGACUUCAAAGUGUAGGUUAAACUGGAAAGUGGGAACUGUUUAUUGUAAAGCAAAAGGGACACAGGGAGGCCUGCUCUAGUCUCCCAAGAGCUGUUGUUUCUGCAUCCUCUGUGACGUUUUGUUGGAGUCAAUUCUGACUACGCCGUCCUCCCUGCUCUAUACCACUAGCUCCCAGUCCAAGACACCCAGGCCCCCAGGCCCAUCCUUAGAAAGUAGGUUCCUAAGGUCCAGAGGGGCCUAUGCCUGGUGCAUAGACCACCAACAACCACUGACUAUCUAGGGGAAACCAUACUAUUCCCUUUUGGCCCCGUGCAAACUUGCCACUGCCCGAGAGAGGUGGUUGGAACUAGCUGAUCUAGAGAUUCUCAUCAACUCCCUCUUCUCCGACCUCCUGCCUCCCACAGGGACCCUUCUGGAUUCUCAUUUCCCUGUCCCAAAGGUGCAUGAGGAGGGGCUGAUAUUCUAGUCUUAGAGACCAGGACAGCCUAGAACCCAGCCUAGCCUGGGUCUGAAGCCUGGGUCUGAAGCCUGCAUCUGGAGACCAUUUGCCAGGCUCUUUUCUGGCUUUGUGUUCUUUCCUGUUGCUGGGGCCUUUUGGGCUUUGGGGACCCGGGACCAGGCCCUGGCCCAGUAGGAUGCCCCCGUGUCCUCCCCAGCAGAGCAGGAACAGGGUGACACAGUUACCCGCUCUGGAGCUGGGUGAGAUGGAGUUGACUUGGCAAGAGAUCAUGUCCAUCACUGAACUGCAGGGCCUAAACGCUCCAAGUGAGCCAUCAUUUGAGGCCCCAGCCCCAGCCCCAUAUCCUGGGCCCCCGCCACCCCCAACUUACUGCCCCUGCUCAAUUCACCCAGAUGCUGGCUUCGCCCUUCCUCCACCACCUUAUGAGCUUCCAGCACCCACAUCUCAGGUCCCAGAGCCUUCAUACUCCUAUGGCAACAUGGCCAUCCCAGUCUCCAAGCCACUGACCCUCUCGGGCCUGCUCAGUGAGCCCCUCCCAGACCCUUUGGCUCUCCUGGACAUUGGGCUGCCAGCGGGGCCCCCCAAGCCCCAAGAAGACCCAGAAUCCGACUCAGGAUUAUCUCUCAACUAUAGUGACGCUGAAUCUCUUGAGCUGGAGGGGACAGAGGCUGGUCGGCGGCGCAGCGAGUACGUAGAGAUGUACCCAGUGGAGUACCCCUAUUCACUUAUGCCCAACUCUUUGGCCCACCCUAACUAUGCCUUGCCACCUGCGGAGAACCCCUUAGCCUUAGAACCCUCUUCAGGCCCGGUGCGAGCCAAGUCCACUGCACGGGGGGAGGCGGGGAGUCGGGAUGAGCGUCGGGCCCUGGCCAUGAAGAUUCCCUUCCCAACGGACAAGAUUGUCAACUUGCCGGUAGAUGACUUUAACGAGCUGUUGGCACGGUACCCACUGACGGAGAGCCAGCUGGCCUUAGUCCGGGACAUCCGACGGCGGGGCAAAAACAAGGUGGCCGCCCAGAACUGUCGCAAGAGAAAGUUGGAGACCAUUGUGCAGUUGGAGCGGGAACUGGAGCGGCUGGGCAGUGAGCGGGAACGGCUUCUCCGGGCCAGAGGGGAGGCUGACAGGACCCUGGAGGUCAUGCGCCAACAGCUGACGGAGCUGUACUGUGACAUUUUCCAGCACCUGCGGGAUGAAGCGGGCAACAGCUACUCCCCUGAAGAGUAUGCUCUCCAACAGGCUGCUGAUGGGGCCAUCUUCCUGGUGCCCCGGGGGACCAAGAUGGAGGCCACAGACUAAGCUGGCCCAGAGGGGUGGGACUGGUGAUGGAGAUUUCCUUUAUUCCCUUCUGAUAAACGUACUCCCCAGAAGAAGCUGGGUUCUCUAGACCAGAAGGGGACAAUGGGAAACCUGGCAUUUGGAGGACCCAAGGUAUAUUCAGUAAGGCUUGCCUUGAGACAAGUGUAUGAGGGAAGGUUGGAAUCUCUUUUCCAUGAUUCAGCUUCCUAGGUCUCCAACCUCCACCUCUUGUUUGAGCUUUGGUAUAUAAAGCGCUCUACACAAAUAGCCUUCCACUGUGUCUUCCUUCUCAAGAGAGGGUGAUGAAGCUCAGUACUCAGAGUUUAGUGCUUGUUAGCGGUGGGAAGAGAAUCCUGCCAAGCUCGUUUCUUUCCCCUACAACUUUGUAUGAGAGAUACACAAGAAAUUUGGGCUUGAGCAGUGUGAUUUACCACCUUUAUUUCCUUUUUCAGAGCCAGAGAUCAUGGGUGAUCUGAGAAAUCCCACCCUCCCUGGUGGCCCACUAUUUACAGAGCAGGGAUUGCUGCCAGCAUUGGGUACCCCUCUGUGCAAGGUCCCUGAGGUUUAGAUCUCUCCUUUCUCAGUCUUUGGAACACAGAAAAGUCUAGAAUGCCCCCAGGCCUUUUUUCUGUUCUCUCCCUCCUGCCUACUACUAUAGGAUGUCCUCAUCCUGAUGUGCCAGAGCUCUCUCAGAAGACAGAGAUGCUCUUGAUUGGAGAGAAUUUGACUGGGCAUCAGUUUUGAGGGACUUCAUACCCAAGUCUGGGCAAAACCUGCUCUCCUGUGGAGUAGGUUAUGCCUUUUGGUGAA